CAGGGCAGUCUUUACUUGUACUUCCGGAAGGAUCCGAGCUGUCCUCGAGCGAAUGAUUCAGCAUCGGCGUCGAGGUCGAAGUGGCUGUGGAUGCACUCUCGCUGCCUGAGAACCAAAAGGCUAUCAUUCGGCAAUUGGUCAGGGACGGACUCAAGAUGACUGUUCCCGAUGUCCUAUCGGUCUGGAAGGUUAUUGAUGAAAGAAAGCAAUACUUUCCCGGCCUGAGAAGUAAUGCUAUAUGGGUCGAGACCGGUAAUACCAAGGCCGGGUACGAGCACAUACUUAGGCACCAGGACGAGUUCAAACUUCUCGGAAUCGGCCCGCACGAACUUGCUGAGGUUGCAGAGGCAGUAACGACAGUUGCGACCCACGUUGGUGCCCAAAAAAAGACAGCGAAAAGGCCAGGGCGACCGGUGUUCCUGGUCAUCUACAAGGAUAAACCAAUAGCCGUCGCUAUAGAUGUUGGAGUAACGGCUUCGUGGUGGGAAUGAACAGACAAACUUUCCGAAACUUCCUCAGCGGAGGCCCUCAUAUUGACGACAUUGGACAGUGGGGGCGCAGUGGAACACCGAUAGCCCCCGGACAAAGCAGUUUCGAGGGAUGGGUCUAUAGGAGGACAGCACUCGGGUUGCAGCAACCUAGGAUCAGCAACUCAUACUGUUCACUAGGUAUCCCUUACUCUUCCUUUCUCUUCCUUACGGAGUUGUGGUGCUUCCUUGCUGCCAAGGGAACGACCAAGGGAGCGCCCUAAGGGAUAGUUCAUCUCGUUCCUCUAUAUAGUCCGCCUUUACGGCAUCUACAAUACAACAG
Mytilinidion resinicola is the source of this 810-nucleotide messenger RNA. RefSeq lists its product as uncharacterized. NCBI's taxonomy places the organism in Eukaryota, Fungi, Ascomycota, Dothideomycetes, Mytilinidiales, Mytilinidiaceae. The record is from RefSeq and is a predicted model, not a curated record. Bases 156 to 491 code for a protein of 111 amino acids. The transcript has a single exon.